Messenger RNA from Symbiodinium necroappetens, 1098 nucleotides. NCBI's taxonomy places the organism in Eukaryota, Dinophyceae, Suessiales, Symbiodiniaceae. The record is from the annotation of a GenBank genome assembly.
GCAUUGCAAUGCUGCCAUGCACAGUAUCGAGGGCAUUAUGACAUCAAGCCAGAGAAUUUCAUGUUCAAGCGCGAGACACAAGGUGACAUCGCGCAUGGCAACCUCAAGAUGGUGGACCUAGGGCUGAGCAGCGCUUUUGACAUGCAUCGGAAGCACCGCGUUUCUGGCACUACGGCCUACAUGGCGCCAGAGUUCUGGAGUGGCGUUUAUGGUCCUGAAGGCGAUGUUUGGAGUUGCGGCGUCGUCCUCUUCGUAAUGCUGACAGGAACUCCGCUUCUCGACGACAUCUCCCCAGCCACAGUGAAGCGCGAAAUACGAGUCCGCCAGAUGCUUCGGGAACGCGUGUUGUCCGCUGUCACCGCGUACAACAUUUCUCCAGUCGCUGCUGAUCUACUGAUGCAAAUGCUUCAGCAUGACCGGCAUGCGAGGCCUACCAUCAAGGAGGCUUUGAAGCACCCAUUCAACACAGAUGGGUACGAAUUGGAGCGAAAGCUGUCGUCCGUGGAGCGAGACCAGGCGGCGGAAAUGCUCGCCAAGCUGCCUGACACAGUCCGUGAAGUCAUGCAGGAGCCGAUGCUGAAGCGAGUGGCUCGCUUGAUCAUGGUUCAUGUGAGCGAGGUUUCUGAAGCGGCCAGUUUGGCUUUCCGAAUGCUAGAUCUGCAUGGCUACGGAGAACUCUCCAUUUCGGCCUUGGAGGACAACCAGAAAGUCUUUAGUGAUGGGAGGUUGCCUGACGACUUGGACGAGAUUUUCGAGGCGAUGGACUUGAACCGAGAUGGCUACAUCAGCUAUCGGGCCUUCUUGGCAGUGACACUUUCAGAUGACAUCCGCUGCGACUCCAACAUUCUUGGCGUGACGUUUCGGAUCCUGGACACUGACAAGGAUGGCUUCAUUGGGCACACGGAUUUGGCCAAGGUCUUCGGGCAUGGACCUGACUCCGAGGUCUGCAGCCUCACCAUUAGUGAAGUCAGCCCAGAUAGCAAAGUCUCCUGGCAAAGCUUCAUGCAGCUUCUCGCGCCGGAGUUGAUUGUGGCCAACGCCUUGCUCCAGCAUUGCAUGCAGCUGGCAGAAACCAAAGCCGACAAGCGGACGUGCUGA